AUGAAAAGUGCUAUUACACUUGUAAGAAUAAUAACUAUUGAUAUAGCUAAAUAAAUGGAAUUAUUCAAAAAGGUAAAUACAUAACUUUUCUGAAAUUUAAGAUGGCAUUGUGUUUGCUUAAUUAUUAGAAGAUUAGUAAAUAUAUUCUUCAACAUUUGUAGUCUAGAUAUGGAUGUUAGAAGAGUAAUAUGGAACUAAAUUAUUAAUAAUGUACAAUUAGCAAGAAAAAAAUAUAAACUAGAAAUUAUAGAGUUUGAUGAUGACAUAAUACUUUCUGAUUGCAAUUUAGAUUUGGCAAAAUUUAUAAAGUACUUUAUAGAUACACUGUUAAGAGUAAAUUCUUAAUAGUUAGUGGAAAUGAUGUAAUAAUUGCUACCACAAUAAUAAUAAGAAAUUAUGGGAUUUUUGUAAAAUCAAAUUGUAGAUAUUGGAAUAUUUCAAGAUUGUGGAUAAUUUGAGCAUUAGACAACAAAUACAAUAAUUACUUUAGAAGAAAAUCUUAAUACAAAAGAUAGUAUCAUUGCACAACAAAAUAAAUAAAUUGAAUUAAUGAAAAUUGAAUUUUAAAAUAAAUAUUCUGAUUAACAAAUUAAAAUUACUGAAUUACGUGAAAGAAAUGAAUAAUUAUAUGAAUCAGAAGCAUUCUUUUUAUCAAAACUUAAUUGUUGUGAUUUUGAAGAAGUAUUUAAUAAAUUUGAAGAAUAUAUAAAAGAAAUAGAAAACAGCAAACAAAUAAUUGAAGAUAUGAAUGAUCUAAUAUAAAAUCAAUAAAAGGAGAUAGCUAAAGUUUAAUAAAAGAACUAAACCCUUAAAUCAUAAUUAUUAUCUUGUCCACCAACAGCAAGAUCUAUUGAGCCAGAAUAAUAAUAAAUAAUAAUUAAAGAUCCAUAAGAAUAGAGAACUAUAGAAAAAUUAAACGCUUAAAUUUAAGGAUUAAAAGAAGAUCAUUAAAGAAUUUUAGGAUUAAAACAAAUAUAGUAUGAGUCAGAAUUAACAAAAUUAAGGAGAAAUCUUUAUGAAGCAGAAUAAGAAGCAGCAUCUUUUAAAAAGAAAAUGUAGAAGUUUAAAUUAGAAUUAGAAGAAUAUUAAAAUAUGAAUUAAUAUGAAAAGAAAAUUCCAUUUGAAAGUUUAAGACAUCAAGGAGUAUAUUCAUCAAAUAAUAGCUAUAUAGUUGAAAUUGAUUAAAGAUUUGGACAAUCACCAAAAUCAACAUGUCUUGAUUUUUUUUAAUCUUAAAAUAAAUCUGAAAUAGAUCAUGCUAUUUCUCAUAAUAAUUAAUCAUUAAAAUAUACAGAUGAAACUAAUGUAACAAAAUUAUAGUUAUAAUUAACUGAAAAAUCAAAUAAGAUUAUAUAAUUAGAAAGAUAAUUAAAUUUAUUCUAAUAAAGUUCUCAUUCAAGAAGGAAUUCAAUGACAAAAUAUAAUUAAUCUUAAUAAGAAAGACUUUUUGAUUAAUCUUCAAUUAUAGAAGUAUAUUUAUAUCUAUUAUUUAAGAAUUUAAGAUUUUAUAUGCAAUAAUCAUCAGAAAAAGAUUAGGAAAUAAAUGAUAUUAGAGCAUAAUAGAAUAAAAAUUUUAUUGAUUUAUGCAAAUAAAUAAUAAAAUAAAAUGAAUAAAUACAAAAAUUAAAUGCCAUAAUUAUGAAUAAUCACACUGCAGAUUAAAUGCAAGAUAUUAAAGAGAAACAUUAAAAUGAUUUACAAGCUUUAAAUCAAUAUUAUGUUGAAGUAUUAAAUAAUAAAGAUGAGUAACUUCAUUUAAUAAUUUCUCUAUUUUAUGAUGUAGUCAAAUGA
Messenger RNA from Paramecium pentaurelia, 1791 nucleotides. The record is from the annotation of a GenBank genome assembly. Lineage: Eukaryota; Ciliophora; Oligohymenophorea; Peniculida; Parameciidae.